UUCUCUAGUUUUUUUUCUUCAACAUAACAAUGAAGUUUUUCCUUAAGUGAGGAGACAAAUCAAUUUAUUUACAUGUAUAAUCAACAUAACACCAUUUUACGGAACAAUAAAUGUUUUAAGUUUAACUAAUGCAGUGCAAACAUGAUGCCAUACGAAGCUUUUGUAAAAACAUCAACAACUUUUACCAGCCGACCUUUAACUUUAAGAUUCCCAAACCCUUCAUUGAAAACCUCAGCUUGUUUCACAAUAAUAGUUUUUAAGCAAAUAGUUACUGGGUGACUUAUUCCUACUCCCCAAGUUUUUAAUUAAACUACUGUUAAUGAAUUAUUUUUAUUUAAUGUUUUUUUUUAUGAACUGCUCAUUUGGCACAAAAAAUAAGCAUAUGAGUUAGUUCAUGUUAUGUUUAUUUAUACAUCAGAAAAACAUUUUCAAACUUAUAAUGUGGGUAGUUGCAACAGCAGUAGAACGUUUAUUGUUAUAAGACAAAUAAAAUAAUAAAAAUGUAGAAACUCCGAAAUGAAACAUGGAUUUCUUUCCAAACAUUGUAAAACCAUUAUUACAAUGCCCGUCAUUAUUACAUAAUAGAAAUCAUUAUUACACAAAGGUCACUGACCUUGAGUAAACUUUGUAAAAAAGCUGCAAAAUUUUACAAUCACCAACGCCCACAACACGCCCUCUUUAAAUACAGGUCAAUUUUGAGACUUUAUGUAAAAAAAGCCAAAUAUAUUUGCAAUACUAAAUUAAGCAUUAAGUACAAAAGAAAAUUAUGUAAUACAAUCUUCCACUUAUGCAGCAUGAGAGAUCUUGCAAAAAAAGAUCUUACAUUUUUUUAUUUAGAGUCAUAACCAUUUAUGACAGGUGUAUAAAAUAUAAACUACAUAACAGUUAAGAUUUAUAGAUAAUGAAAUUUAAUGAUGUCUGUCCUUUAUUUUUUAUGAGAUAUGAUAAAAAGACCCACUACUGUCUUAAAUUUGGUAAACACAAUAAAAAGAUAAAUAAUCUACUUGUGGUCCCUUAAAAUAUUGUACAAUAUCCUCUUCUAACCUGUAUAUAUUCUUUAACUCAAGAAAAAGUUUUGAUAAUUCCCCUAACUCUACCAAACUUGAACCAAAAGUAUGCAAGUCUAUCUACACCAUUGUUUACUUUAUAAAAAACAGACCCUGGUUGAGAAUGAACAUUAACAGCUUAUAAAUUAAACUACAUCACAAAGUUUGAAAUGGUUGUUUAUGACUAAUUACAAAAAAAAUUAAAUGCAUUAAAUUAAUUUUUGAAUCAACACAAAUUUAAACUAGAUAAUUUACAUCAGUUCUCUCUCUGUACAUUAAUAGCUCUAGAAGUUACAAGCACAUAUAUUCUUUAAUUUAAACCACAUCAAAGCAUUCAUAGAAAAAAGGGCUCAAACUAUUUCUAAGAUCAAAAGAACACUAGAAAAGCUAACGACAUCAUAAAUUUGCUCAAAACCAUAAAAAGCAUUGCUGCUUAAAUACUGUGUGUUUAGUAAAUUAUUUUUAAGGUUUAUUGGAUAAUAAAUUAGAGUAUAUAAUGUGGUCGGUGUUGGGAAGCAAGUUAUGCUGAAGAUAUUUCUGAUCUGAGAACAACUGUUAUUCAGAUUCCAUCAGAAUGUUACUAAAAGGACUUAUCGCUUUGCUAUUGAUCCACCACGCCCAACCCCAUGGCAGGAUGAUGGAACCUCCCAAUAGAUCUUCAUUAUGGAGAUUCUGGGACACCGACCCCGCUAUUAUCCCAUACAAGUCUAUAGUGGUUCCUAACUAUGGGGAUAACGAAUUGUUCUGUGGUGGAUUCCAACAUCAAGUAAACCUUGGUGGUAAAUGUGGGAUAUGCGGCGAUGCAUAUGAUGGUGUGAGAGACAACGAGGGUGGGGGGAAAUAUGCAAAAGGUAUCAUUGUGCGACAAUAUGCACCAGGUUCAAUAUUUAAUGUGAACAUCGAACUUACUGCUCACCAUAUGGGUUACUUUGAGUUCAGGUUGUGUAAGUUGGACAACCCACUUGUAGCUGCUACUCAGGAUUGUUUGAACCAGAAUCUCCUAUUAACAGAGGAUGGCCAUACUAAAUAUUAUCCGCCAGCUGUGAAAUCUACAAUCAUGAAAUACGAUAUAAAGCUGAGACUUCCAGCAGACCUUACAUGCACACAGUGUGUUUUGCAAUGGAGAUAUCAUACAGGUAAUAGCUGGGGCACGGAUGAAGAUGGUCAGCAAUGCACUGGUUGUGGAGCACAGGAGGAAUUCUAUGGCUGUUCGGAUGUGGCAGUUGGUUAUGGACCAACAUUAGCUCCUCCUCCACCAUUGUGGAAUGGCGCUCCUACAACAACAACUGAACAAGCAGCCACAACAACAACAUCUUUAAUAAGUCGACUGACAACAACAACAAAAGCAACAACAACAACAAAAGCAACAACAACAACAAGCACACAUGUUGGCCCAACAACGAGCACAGAGGCUUCAAACGAACCAGUUUGUCAUGUAAGUUGUAACAGAUGUAACUUUGAAGGUAAUGGGCCAACUGUGCCCUAAAUCUCUGAUUCUUUAACUUGCCCACUAUAACCUCGCCCGAAGUUAUGUAAUUAAAACAUUAGAAUAAUAGUUUAAAACGGUUGUUAUUAAAAUGGGUCCCAAACGAGUCUAUUAGAACAAAAAAGGAAGGUGUUUCUAUAUUUAGCAUAGAGCAUUGAAAUAUAUUAGCUUUAACAUAAUCUAAAAACUAAUUAAAGAGGGUUUAUUAUUACUAUAUAUGCAUCAGUCUUUUCAGUUAACAUGGUAAAUUUAAA
Molecule: messenger RNA, 2786 nt
Organism: Ciona intestinalis (vase tunicate)
Lineage: Eukaryota; Metazoa; Chordata; Ascidiacea; Phlebobranchia; Cionidae
Source: RefSeq, a predicted model, not a curated record